Molecule: messenger RNA, 606 nt
Organism: Lottia gigantea (owl limpet)
Lineage: Eukaryota; Metazoa; Mollusca; Gastropoda; Lottiidae
Exons: 2
Coding region: 1-606 (201 amino acids)
Source: RefSeq, a predicted model, not a curated record
AUGAAUGGCGGGGAUGUUGAUAUUGCUGAUAACAAGGAUUUAGUAGAAUACUCAGAAUUUCUACAUAUGAUAAGAAAGACGGGGCCCGAAACAAGAAGAUUAAAAGAAGUUGAUCUAUAUGUAAAAGCUAUUAAUCAAGAUGAUGAAUAUGCUGAAGACAAUCCAAUCAUACAAGAUAUAGACAAUCCAAUCACACAACAAAUAGACGAAUUGGAAGAGGAGAUAGCUAGAGAAAACUGUGGACAAGGUAUAACAUUCAUAUCCGACAACAACGAGGAACUACUUAAUAGAUUAGAAAUAAUAUUAGCAGCAAUGAAAGAAGGUCAUCGUUCAGACAGACAAUAUAAUGAAGUAAAUUGCAUAUUAAAAAGAUUCCUAGAGAAAGAUUAUGAGUACGAACUCGAUCGCAAUGAAGAAUAUGAAUUGGGAUUAAAAUAUUUCUCUGUUUACAAUUCCAUUAGAAUUAUCAACGAAAAUAAUAACCAAAUGAAAAUAUCAACAGAUAACGGAGCUACAUUCAAAACCAUAAGUUUACUACCAGGAAGCUAUGAAUACGUAGCCAUAAACGAAUAUCUAUCUGAAUACGCAAGGAAGCGUGAGCGGUAA